Molecule: messenger RNA, 205 nt
Organism: Acaulospora colombiana
Lineage: Eukaryota; Fungi; Glomeromycota; Glomeromycetes; Diversisporales; Acaulosporaceae
Source: the annotation of a GenBank genome assembly
AUUACUGGGCUUGAUGUUAAGGCCAAAUAUGAUAAAGCUAGGGGCUGAGCUCAAGAGUAGAAUCGAAGAGUUAGAGAAGGGUAGAACAGAUACUGUUGCUGAAAAUGCAAGGUGUCAUAAUGCAAUUUCUAAGCUUAAGGCCAAAGUAGUGAAAUUAAGGGAUGACAAUGUGGAGGGCAAACAGUUCUGUUAUGGUCCAGCUUGA